AAUGAAUGGUAUUAAUUCACUAUGAUAUAAGUGGUGUUAGAUUCUAAGACUUUUUCAUAGCGGUUGGACAGUUAAAAAGAAGCUUUGAUAUGAUGACCAAACGCAGGGCUAACCAAGGGCCAUCUGGAGACGUCUUCCCAGCUCUACCUGCCAUUGAUCUUGGCUGGAGAGCUCAGCCAAAGGUCGGAUCUCUGGAAAAUUCUCACCAUAAGCCAGGAGGGGGUCACAAAGAAAUCCAGCAGCAAAAACUGCAGUGGUCCGCUGAAGCUAAAGUCGGUUCUCUUGAUGACAGUCAUUUGCGGAGAAGUCAAAAAAGACCUCGAAGUUUUGAUGGAAUUGAGUACAUCAAAUUUCCUAGUAUUUAUCGUAAAAGAACAAGUGAUCUCAAUCGAUGGGAGGAACCAAAGACAACUGAAGAUGGUGCAUAUGUUCAUAUCAGGAAUAGGAAAAUUCAGGCAGGACCAAAAGUAGGGUCAUUGGACAAUGUCCAUUAUAAACCUGGGGGUGGUGAUGUGAAAAUUCUAGAUGAAACUCCUCGCUGGGAGACUGCUGCCAAAGUGGGAUCUCUAGACAAUGUGACUUAUUCUGCUGGAGGGGGAAAUGUUCAAAUCGCCAAUGAAUCCCUCCAUUGGAGAGCUGCACCAAAAGUGGGGUCUUUAGAAAACAAGCAUUAUACCCCAGGUGGAGGGAAUGUUCACAUACCUGAACAAAAACUGCAAUGGAAUGCCUCACCCAAGGUUGGAUCAAUGGACAACUUUACUUAUUCACCUCGAGGGGGAGAUGUCAAAAUUCUGGAUGAGAAACCAAGAUGGAGGGCUAACCCAAAAGUUGGAUCUCUAGAAAAUGCUCACUAUCAGCCAAAACAAGGGAAUGUGUCUAUAAUAGAUGAGAAACCUGUGUGGGAUGCACAUGCCAAAGUUAGUUCAUUGGACAAUGUAACAUAUCAACCGGGAGGGGGACACAAAACUAUAAUUAAUCAAAGAACUCAAUGGAAUGCCUCACCCAGGGUAGGUUCAUUGGAUAAUGCUCAUUAUAAGCCAGGAGGGGGAGAAGUCCAUAUACACGAAGAUAGGCUCAAAUGGAAUGCUUCUCCAAAAGUUGGCUCCCUUGAAAACAGAACAUACAGACCAGGAGGGGGUGAAGUCAGUAUUAUCAACGAAACUCCUCGCUGGCAUGCAUCACCAAAAGUGGGAUCUCUUGAAAAUGCUCAACAUCAACCAACGGGAGGAAAUGUGUCCAUUAUCAAUGACCCCAAACGUUACCAAAGUGAUCCAAAGGUCCACUCUCUAGACAACAUUCAUUAUAAGCCUGGAGGCGGGGACAUCAAAGUGCCAAUCAAAAUUAUGCCGUAUCCAAUUGGAUCUCUUAACGAUCUUCCUCAUCAAGGAAAGCACAGUCGAUUAAACAGUCGGGCAUCCUCCACCAGUAAAGGAUGAUGGGAUGUCGUAAGUGGGUAGAUGGAAAACUUUCGAUUCCAUUUCAGAGUAGAUGCUGGGGUUGUGUAGAAUACACACAUAUUCUUUGCUAAUCAAAAAGUAUUUUUUGUUGUAGAUAUAUAGGCUUUUUGGUUUGGUAAUCAUACCUUUGAGCAGAAUAUUCAUAUCUUAUCAAAAAAGGGCUUUUCAGAGAUGCUCAUUCUAUAUAAACCUUUUUCUCAUCCUUUCAUUUUGGGACAACAAUGAAUUUUGUCUAGCUCCCACUGAGAACACAGACUGGCUUGCUCAAGUGAUUUGAAUUCAAUAAAAAAUACAAGAGAAAGCUCAGAGAUUUGAAAGAGCAAUCUUCAGAAUUUAUAAUUGCAUGAGAGUGAAUUGGCAGAUGUAAUGAGAAUUUUUUCUUUUCAAAAAAAAAAAUUCUUGAGCAAGCUUUGAACAAUCAUUUUCAUCAAGGUAUUGGGAUCUUGUAUUGCACAUCAAAAUCUGCAUUUGCUCAAACAUUUUGUUGACCAUCACCAUUCUU
Molecule: messenger RNA, 1959 nt
Organism: Saccostrea echinata
Lineage: Eukaryota; Metazoa; Mollusca; Bivalvia; Ostreida; Ostreidae
Exons: 2
Coding region: 90-1436 (448 amino acids)
Molecular function (GO): microtubule binding
Source: RefSeq, a predicted model, not a curated record